This is a messenger RNA of Ilex paraguariensis (yerba mate), 980 nucleotides long. The record is from the annotation of a GenBank genome assembly. NCBI's taxonomy places the organism in Eukaryota, Viridiplantae, Streptophyta, Magnoliopsida, Aquifoliales, Aquifoliaceae.
AUGAGUAAGCCCCAGGUGUUGAAAGUGUUCUCAAACCUGGUACAGGCAUUUGUUAACCCACAUACUACAGAAGGUAGUGAGCAGCUUGGUCAGCGUAUUUGGGGAAUUCUGCAGAAGAAAAUAUUUAAAGCAAAAGAUUAUCCAAGAGGAGGAGAUGUGCAACUAUCCCUGCUUGAAUCUUUGUUGGAAGAGAACUUGAAGUUGGCAUCAAAGCCAUUUAAGAAAAAGAAAUCGGCAAAUAACCCAUCAAAAAUAAAACAGUCAGCCUCCUGGAAUCGACACAAAAUGAUUACGUCACUUGCUCAAAAUUCCACGUUUUGGAUUUUGAAGAUCAUUGAUGCACGAAAUUUUCCUGUGCCUGAGCUGCAGAGGGUGGUGGAUAUUUUUAAGGGUUUUUUGACGAUUUAUUUCAACAGUAAGAAGUCUCAAAUGAAACCUGAUUUUUUGAAAGAAUUAUUUAGAAGAAGACCGUGGAUUCGUCAUCAUCUCUUGGGAUUCUUUUUGGAGAAGUGUGGUAGUGCAAAAUCAGAGUUUCGGCAAGUUGAAUCACUUGAUCUGGUGAUUGAAAUAUUGAAAUCACUUAUUUCUGUUAAACCUGAUGGAAGUGGCCAGGAAGCAUCAAAGAAAAUUUUGAAAAGCCAUAUUCCAAAACUAUGUCAUCUUGUGCAACAGUUGGUGACAGAUAUGCCCGAAAAGCAGUCAAGACGGGUUGAUGUGCGUAAGUUCUGUGGCAAGCUCUUCCAGUUUUUGACAACCCAUAACCUGACCACAUCAUUUCUCAGAACUUUGGAACCUGAAGUUCAUGCUUCUUGCGAAUCUCAACUUGGUGAGCUGUUUCUUACUUUGAAAAAGCAGCAACAGUAGGCUGUCUGACUAGUUCUGCUGGAAAUAUCUCCUUCAAGUGUUUGAUUUACAAUCAAAUUAUUGGAAGUUCCUUUCGGUUUGAAUGCUAGUGCAGCAAAUAACCUCUUGCCCAACAC